UUUGUUGUGUUGUAGGAUGCAUAAUUUAGACUAAGCACUAGAGAUUUAUGUCACUUUCAUGUAAUCUGCACACCAUUUGGGAAGUUGUUAUUGAGACUGAACGACAUGUUUGGCAGGUGAUGAAAAGUUUGAAGCAUGCAAUGAAACAAGCAACACCAAUAAUUGUAGAGUAUUUCGGUGGUGCAAUUAGUUGUAAUGUUUAUUGCAUGACUAAUUCUCGAGCUAAUGAUUUUGGUGUCUCUUCAUGUAUUCUUAGCAGCCUCGAAGAUGCUAGAGUGUCACCAGAAAAGAAAGUGCAAGCAAUUGUCGUAAAGAGCAACUUCAAUCCAGUUCGAAAUUACGAGGAUUUAAUGCUUUCAAUUCCGCAACAUCAUGGGUCUGUAAAGCUGUCAGGAGAAAAUGUCAUGUUGCCGUACAACAUAAAGGAUGCAAAAUGCUUGAACAAGUUUAAGAUGAGCCCACUUGGUGUUAUUAAUCAUUGAAUGCUUCGUUAGUUGGUAAAUUUCUUGUAUGUAAAUCUACCUAUUAAAUUAUAAUAGGUUCAUUACUGGUAGACAAACCUUGAUAUGAAUGCAAUGGUUUUCUUUAUGGAGAAAAGUAAGUAGCUUUUUCAAGUUAAGCUUGGAGUUCGGAUUGAAGAAUUUAGACGUGAUAUCUUAAAUCAACUACUUACGAUAUUCUUUGGUAGUGUAUCACUGAAGGAACAAACAAUAAUAUUGAGCAUAUACCUGUGUUCAGCACGGGCGCGGGCCAUCUUGUACAUAUACAUAUGAAUGGUUUUGUCAUCC
This is a messenger RNA of Capsicum annuum, 788 nucleotides long. RefSeq lists its product as uncharacterized. Lineage: Eukaryota; Viridiplantae; Streptophyta; Magnoliopsida; Solanales; Solanaceae. Gene Ontology annotation, biological process: fatty acid biosynthetic process. The coding region runs from base 48 to 482 and encodes 144 amino acids. The transcript is spliced from 3 exons. The record is from RefSeq and is a predicted model, not a curated record. Gene Ontology annotation, molecular function: 3-oxoacyl-[acyl-carrier-protein] synthase activity.